CAUGAUUGUUUAUCGCAUGCAACUAUUUUAUGAGAUUUUGAAUCCAACAGCCUUAAAAAGCUUCAUAUUGUUUUUGCAUGGCCUGAAUACCAAGACUAAAGACAUCAUAGGGUACUUCGAGCCAAUCGCAAGGGAAUACCCGGAAACACAAAUUAUUUUGCUGCAAGCUCCCAAACAAGAGGUUGUUGUUUACAAUCCGGUGCAGGUAACCGCAUGGUAUAAGUUUAAAAUCGACGAGACUGUUAUAUAUGAAGAGCGUAAGAGCAUGGAUGAAUCACGCCAAACAAUCCUUAAACUCAUUGAUGAACUAAAAAUUCCAAAGGAGCGAUUAGUUAUAUGCGGCUUUUCGCAAGGUGGCGCGAUGGCACUCUAUACCGCACUAACACAUUCGGAAAAGUUUAUGGCUGUCAUUGGUAUGUGCACAUAUCUGAGUUCACAUUUGUUCUACCAGAAAAACCAUGCGCAGAAAACAAUAAUGAUAUGCGCCAAAAAUGAUGAAGUGUUUUCGCUUGAAUUUGUCCGUUUUCUUGUUUCCGUUUACAACAGGUUUUUUGGCAAUAUUAUUUUUAUGGAAAUGAAUGGUAACCACACUAUGAAUUACGCGAUUUUGAAGGAUAUAUACAAACAUAUCAUGAAUGAAAAGAAAAACGGCUUGGUAUUGAACAGUAAUACUGUGUAAAACGGAAAAUGUACCUAUCAGUACCAUUCUUGUAUUUGUAAGUAAACAUACAUUGAAAAGAUAUGUAUCUAAACCCACUAUUUGGUCUUUUGAGGCAUUUGCUGGUUAUCAGCUCAUUAUUAUUCCAUAAUUUAAGCCUGUGGUACUGCAAAUCAUACUAGUUAAU
Molecule: messenger RNA, 845 nt
Organism: Vavraia culicis subsp. floridensis
Lineage: Eukaryota; Fungi; Microsporidia; Pleistophoridae
Exons: 1
Biological process (GO): protein depalmitoylation
Cellular component (GO): cytoplasm
Molecular function (GO): carboxylic ester hydrolase activity; palmitoyl-(protein) hydrolase activity
Source: RefSeq, a predicted model, not a curated record